Messenger RNA from Heteronotia binoei (common prickly gecko), 2009 nucleotides. Its product is annotated as sodium/nucleoside cotransporter 1-like. The coding region runs from base 27 to 2009 and encodes 660 amino acids. Gene Ontology annotation, molecular function: nucleoside:sodium symporter activity. The transcript is spliced from 17 exons. Gene Ontology annotation, biological process: nucleoside transmembrane transport. NCBI's taxonomy places the organism in Eukaryota, Metazoa, Chordata, Lepidosauria, Squamata, Gekkonidae. The record is from RefSeq and is a predicted model, not a curated record. Gene Ontology annotation, cellular component: membrane.
AGGGGCAGCUGCAACGUGCCGGGAAGAUGGGAGAAGUCAGGAUGUCUCUUGAAGACCGGAAUGGCGGCUACGAGAACCCGGCGUUGGAGCUGGCGGAAUGCGAGGGAAAUCCUGAAGUGACAGAGAAGCACCGCAAGGCUGAGGGCCAGGAAGAAAAACACGCACCACGUGCUCCAUUCCAGAAGUUGAAGAAGGCAGCUGAGCCGUUUUCCAAAACAAGGCAGUUUUGCAAAGCUCAUGCCAAGGCAUUUCGCUGGAUCUUCUUGGGUCUCUUGGGUGCAGCUUACCUGGCCUACUUCAUCGCAGCCUGUUACCUGGACUUCCAGCGAGCCUUGGCUUUAGUCGUUUUAACAUGUCUGGCAGUCUUCCUUGGGCUCUAUACCCUGGUGAAGAAGUGGUGCGGGGCAACUAUCGUCCGUCUGCUCAGCCCUGUUGGGAAAUGCUUCCAGCGCUCCUGGUUUUGGCUGAAAUGGGUGCUGUGCGUCGUCAUUCUGAUUGGUCUGAUCACGUGGCUGGUUCUUGACAUAUCCCAACGGCAGGAGCAGCUAGUGUCGUUGGGGGGUUUCUGCGCAUUGCUUCUCGUGCUCUUUGUUGGCUCCAAGCACCACAGGGCUGUGCCCUGGAGAGCUGUCUUCUGGGGGCUUGGCCUGGAGUUCCUCCUCGGGAUCUUCAUCAUCCGGACAGAGCCUGGAUUUCAGGCUUUCCAGUGGCUGGGCGAACAGAUCCAGACCUUCCUGAACUACACCACGGCCGGUUCCCGGUUCGUCUUUGGAGACCAACUGAUUCAAAACGUUUUCGCCUUCCAGGCUUUGCCCAUCAUUAUCUUCUUCAGCUCGGUGAUGUCUGUUCUCUACUACCUGGGAGUCAUGCAGUGGGUGAUCCUGAAGCUGUCUUGGAUCCUGCAGAUCACCAUGGGCACAACAGCCACAGAGUCACUGAGUGUUGUGGGGAAUGUAUUUGUUGGGAUGACGGAGGCACCGCUGCUGAUCCGCCCCUACCUGAUGGAUAUGACUAAGUCGGAAGUCCAUGCUGUGAUGACCGGCGGUUUUGCUACUAUCGCUGGCAGCGUGUUGGGAGCCUACAUUUCGUUUGGGAUAGACGCCUCGUCCUUGAUCGCGGCCUCUGUGAUGGCUGCGCCCUGUGCUUUGGCGAUGGCUAAACUUGUCUACCCAGAAGUGGAAGAAUCCAAGUUCCGGAGCCGGGAAGGUGUGAAAAUUGCCUGUGGAGAAGAGCAGAAUAUUCUGGAAGCUAUCGGCAAUGGUGCUUCAGUUUCUGUGGGCCUGGUGGCUAACAUUGCAGCCAACCUCAUCUCCUUCCUGGCAGUGCUGGAGUUCGUCAACGCCACCCUCGCUUGGCUGGGGAACCUGGUCAACAUUGCAGGACUCUCCUUCCAGCUGAUUUGCUCCUACGUACUGAUGCCGCUGGCAUUCCUCUUAGGGGCCAGCUGGGACGACGCGGGCCUGGUGGCGGAGAUGCUGGGAAUCAAGUUUUUCUUGAAUGAGUUUGUGGCCUACCAGCAGCUGUCCACUUACAAACAGCAGCGCCUGGAUGGGCGUCCUGAGUGGGUCGGGUCGCAAAAGCAGUGGAUUUCUAUAAGAGCUGAAACCAUCACCACCUUCGCUCUGUGUGGAUUUGCCAAUUUGAGCUCCAUCGGGAUCAUGCUGGGCGGCUUGUCAACCCUGGCACCGCACCGCAAGAGUGAAUUUUCUAGCAUCGUCCUAAGGGCUUUGUUCACGGGAGCCUGCGUCUCUCUGAUGAACGCCUGCAUCGCAGGUAUCCUGUAUGUGCCCAGAGGAGAAGUGACCGAUUGCUUAAGUUUCUUCAACACGACAGACCUCAGCUCUACCAGCUACCCCGUCUAUGUUUGCUGCACAAACCUCUUUGGAUGCACGAUCAACGGGUCUCUUUCUUUCACUGGCGAAUGGGAGCAUCAUGACGUCGUUGUCACAAGGAUGUACCUCCGACAAUGCUGCGGUCACUACAACUCCACAGCCUGUGCUGCGCCGUAA